CCACUCCAUUUUCACUACACCCCCACCUCCGCAGCCAUGGCCAACGCCAACCCACUCCUCCUCCUAUCCUCUCUGCUACUAACAUACGCUAUCUGCUCUUUCUCCCUUCCUCCCUGCCCCUCUUGUGGAUCCACCUCUGUUCCCUACCCCCUCAGCACCGCCCCCAACUGCGGCGACCCCUCCUACAGAAUCCGCUGCGUCUCCGGCACACUGCUGUUCGACUCCUCCAACAACUCCUACCCAAUCACCUCUAUUUCCCCCUCCAAUCAACGCCUCAUAGUCGCGCCCUCUUCCUUCCUCCCCAACACCUGCAUCGCCGCCGAUCUCCCCUCCAACGGCCUCCAGCUCAACUCCUCCGCCCCCUUCAACAUCACCAGCAGCAACACCAUAUUCUACCUAAACUGCUCCGACACAAUUCUCAACUCCCCUCUAAACUGCACCUCCAACAGCCUCUGCCACCUGUACGUCAACGGGACCAACUCGGCGAGCGAUUGCGGCAACACGCCGUGCUGCGCGUUCCGGGCCGGGGGAUCGACGACCUCGUACAGGAUACGAGUGAGGCAGGAUGGUUGCCGGGCUUACAGGAGUUUUGUGAAUUUGGAUUACGGGCUGCCGGUGAGCCGGUGGCCGCAGCCCGGGGUGGAGUUGCAGUGGGUUUUGCCCCGGGAGCCCACGUGUGGAGGGCAGGGGGACUGCGGCUGGGGUUCAACUUGCGGGCCAGACCCGAACUCAAAUGCUGGGAUUAGGAGGUGCUUUUGCAAUUCAGGGCUGCAGUGGGACCCUCUCACUGGAGUCUGCGCUAAAGAGUGCCAAGAUCCAGAUGGUUGUGGAAAAGACCCAACUCCACUCAUAGCAGGUUUAACCGCAGGCCUCGGCGUGGCCCUCAUUGCAGCACUCAUCGGAUUCUUAGUCUACAGGCGCCACCGGCGCAUCAAGGAAGAGCAAGAACGCCUCACCCGUGAGCGCGAAGAGAUCCUCAAUGCCGGUGGUGGGAAAACAGCCAAAGUUUUCACCGGCAAAGAAAUAAAGAAGGCAACUAACAACUUCGCCAAGGAUCGCCUACUCGGAGCUGGUGGCUAUGGUGAAGUCUACAAAGGCAUUCUCGAAGAUGGAACGAUGGUCGCCGUCAAAUGCGCCAAGCUCGGCAAUGCCAAAGGCACCGAUCAAGUCCUCAACGAGGUGCGAAUUCUCUGUCAAGUCAACCACAAGAGCCUCGUUCGCCUUCUUGGCUGCUGCGUCGAGCUCGAACAGCCGUUGCUGGUUUAUGAGUAUAUCCCCAAUGGAACUCUCUUAGACCAUUUACAAGGUGGAAACAGAGGGCUUCUCUCUUGGAAACGCAGGCUUAGCAUCGCCCAUGCAACUGCAGAGGGGCUAGCUUACCUACAUUUCUCUGCAGUUCCACCUAUCUACCAUCGAGACGUAAAGUCCAGCAACAUCUUGCUCGACGAGAAACUCAACGGGAAGGUGUCAGAUUUCGGGCUGUCCCGUUUGGCUCAUACAGAUUUAAGCCACAUUUCCACUUGUGCUCAGGGAACACUGGGGUAUCUUGAUCCCGAGUAUUACAGGAACUACCAACUGACAGAUAAGAGUGAUGUUUAUAGCUUCGGGGUGGUGCUUUUGGAGCUCUUGACGUCCCAGAAAGCUAUCGAUUUCAACAGGCCACCAGAUGACGUGAACUUGGCCGUUUAUGUGCAGAGGUUGGUGGAGGAGGAGAGGAUAAUGGAUGCAGUUGACCCAAUGUUGAAGGAGGGAGCAAGCACGUUGGAGUUGGAGACGAUGAAGGCGCUGGGGUUUCUGGCGGUGGGGUGUUUGGAGGAGCGUCGACAGAAUAGGCCGUCUAUGAAAGAGGUGGCGGAGGAGAUCGAGUAUAUUAUCAGCAUUACAGCUGCUAAGGCUGCAGAGCAGUAGUUAUGGUAGUAGAAGAUGAUGUAGUUGAGUAAGUUUUUUGGUAUGAGAUAUCAGAAUUAAUGGUGUGUGUGUUUCUUCCAUUUGGCUUCCAGUUGAUGUGAUUGUACAUAGAGUAGAGGGGUUGUGAAUAGCAAACAAGUUUUCAUUUUGUUCCUUUUUAUGUUUGUUUUCCUUGGAAAUAAAUCCCUAUCUUUUUUAUGUA
This is a messenger RNA of Sesamum indicum (sesame), 2110 nucleotides long. RefSeq names its product wall-associated receptor kinase-like 20. Gene Ontology annotation, biological process: protein phosphorylation. NCBI's taxonomy places the organism in Eukaryota, Viridiplantae, Streptophyta, Magnoliopsida, Lamiales, Pedaliaceae. The record is from RefSeq and is a predicted model, not a curated record. Gene Ontology annotation, molecular function: ATP binding; protein kinase activity; polysaccharide binding.